AUGUCGGCGCCGUCGGUGAAUGUGUACUAUACAAAGCCUAUAAUGCCGGACGUCUCAAGAGUGCUGGCGUGCCUCUACGAGAAGAAGAUCGACUUCGAACACAUCGACAUCUACGAGGGCCAGCACAGCGUCUCCGGGGACCUGCUCAAGCUCCGAUCCAGGGUAAGCCCAGCACAGCCAUCGCCGCCUCCGCCGCCGCCCCCGGCCGGGAACUGACCGGUUUCCCUGCGCAGGCCUCCAGCCGAAUCCACGGUGCCGCCAUCGAGGACGGGGACACCAGGCUCUUCGGUAACGCAGUCAACUCUUCGUUCUUCUGCAGGCUCCAUUUUUUGUUCUUGAAGUUUUCGGCCAAACUCCUUGACGAGCGAUGCGGGGGGUUACAGAGUCGAGGGCCAUAUGCCGGUACCUUGCGGAGAAGUACAGCUCGCGGGGGAGCCGUCUGCUGGGGAGGGACCCGCUGGAGAGGGCGGCCAUCGAGCAGUGGCUCAAGUUCGAGGAGCAAAGAUUCGAUCCGCCGAGCUGGGAGCUGGCGUUCUACCUGGGCUUCGCGGCGGCGCCGCCGGACCGCGCCGCCAUGAGGGACGGCGUGAGGAAGCUGUCGGAGGUGCUGGACGUUUACGAGCAGCGGCUGGGGGAGAGCGAGUUCCUGGCGGGGGACGAGUUCACCAUGGCCGACCUCUUCCACCUCCCCAACUCGCACCACCUAGUGGUUUCCGGCCUCUCCCACUCGGCCCAUCCGGAGGUCUCUGAGCUCUUCUCCUCGAGGAGGAACGUGAGACGGUGGUGGGAGGCCAUCUCCGGCCGGCCCUCCUGGAAGAAUGUCGUCGACCUUCUCAACGGGGUCCCCGUUCAGAGGACUUCCCUUCUCGCCGGCGCACCUGAUAAUGGCCAUGGUUGGGGGCCACGCUUCACCGAAGCCACAGCUUCUCCGUCCGCCAAUACUGGGGCAGGAUCAGCUUCUCAGCAGCCUCUUCUUCCUCCUCCUUCUCAGCCCAAGAGUACAAAGGUAAGAUCCACCAACGGAGGGAAUGAUCCAGCUCGCCCGGCUUCUCAGCAACCUGGUUUCUCUCCAACCCCCCAGGAACGGGCGGAGGCAUCUCCUCAAGCUGGUCCCCAAGCUGGGACUCGGAGUGGAGAAAUCCCUGGCACAGACAGCAGCAACCCACCAAAGCGAGAUCCUCAACAACGUUCUUCUUCUCUGCCCCCCGAAAAGGCUGAAACGGCUUCCCAAACAUCGAGAAGACCACAGGUAAAUGGGGCUGAACCCACCAACGGAGGGAAUGCUCCAGCUCGCCCGGUUUCUCAGCAACCUGGUUUCUCUCCAACCCCCCAGGAACGGGCGGAGGCAUCUCCUCAAGCUGGUCCCCAAGCUGGGACUCGGAGUGGAGAAAUCCCUGGCACAGACAGCAGUAACCCAACAACGUUCUUCUUCUCUGCCCCCCGAAAAUAAGGCUGAAACGGCUUCCCAAACAUCGAGAAGACCACAGGUAAAUGGGGCUGAACCCUCCAAUGAAGGGAAUGCUCCAGCUCGCCCGGCUUCUCAGCAACCUGGUUUCUCUCCAACCCCCCAGGAACGGGCGGAGGCAUCUCCUCAAGCUGGUCCCCAAGCUGGGACUCGGAGUGGAGAAAUCCCUGGCACAGACAGCAGCAACCCACCAAAGCGAGAUCCUCAACAACGUUCUUCUUCUCUGCCCCCCGAAAAUAAGGCUGAAACGGCCUCCCAAACAUCGAGAAGACCACAGGUAAAUGGGGCUGAACCCUCCAACGGAGGGAAUGAUCCAGCUCGCCCGGCUUCUCAGCAACCUGGUUUCUCUCCAACCCCCCAGGAACGGGCGGAGGCAUCUCCUCAAGCUGGUCCCCAAGCUGGGACUCGGAGUGGAGAAAUCCCUGGCACAGACAGCAGUAACCCACCAAAGCGAGAUCCUCAACAACGUUCUUCUUCUCUGCCCCCCGAAAAUAAGGCUGAAACGGCCUCCCAAACAUCGAGAAGACCACAGGUAAAUGGGGCUGAACCCUCCAAUGAAGGGAAUGCUCCAGCUCGCCCGGCUUCUCAGCAACCUGGUUUCUCUCCAACCCCCCAGGAACGGGCGGAGGCAUCUCCUCAAGCUGGUCCCCAAGCUGGGACUCGGAGUGGAGAAAUCCCUGGCACAGACAGCAGCAACCCACCAAAGCGAGAUCCUCAACAACGUUCUUCUUCUCUGCCCCCCGAAAAUAAGGCUGAAACGGCUUCCCAAACAUCGAGAAGACCACAGGUAAAUGGGGCGGAAGCGGCUCCUCAAGCUGGUAAUAACCGGUCUAUUCAGGGCACAGCAGCCAAUGGAGCAACACUUUCCAGCCCAGAAACUGCUGGUGGCGGUGCUGCUGAGUCGAAAACUAAUCAGACUGGUGGCGCUUCUGCAACUCAAGAUGGGAAAGGAGACGAUUCCCGUAAGCCAACCACAGAGACAGAUCCUAGCGGCUCAACACGGACAGGACCUGUCCCAGAGGCUCCAUCAUCCUGAAUGACUGGGGCAAAAUGCUAUAGCCCUUGAUCAAUUCCCACUGGCCCAAAUUUCCUACGGUAGAAAUUCUGGGCGAUGCUUGA
Spirodela intermedia is the source of this 2584-nucleotide messenger RNA. Lineage: Eukaryota; Viridiplantae; Streptophyta; Magnoliopsida; Alismatales; Araceae. The record is from the annotation of a GenBank genome assembly.